AUGCGUAAAUUAUCCCUCAUCGAUGCACAACGAGAGUCUUUCGAUAUGCCAUUAACUGUUCACACCUCUGGGCCGCCUUCUCCCGCCAUCUCCCUCUUCUCUGUUCCGGGUCAUCACCGCGUUUCAAGUUCCGUUUCCUCGCUCGUUUCGUCUGGUCCUCUGGGAAACUCUAUGGAUAGCCCGAGCAGGAGUCAUUUGGCCGGUGUCAAGGAGGAGCCUAUCGCUCGCGACUCGUUGGAAGAUCAAUAUUUCCAACAUUUCGACGGCGCCGAUGAAUCGUGUUUCCCUAUGGACCCAUCUGAUAGCUAUGACCUCAGCGACAGCUGCGUGGACUUUUCUUCGACCAAGCGCCGCUCUGAUAGCGCGUCGAUGAAGGGAAUCUCGCGCAUCAAUUCGCACAUCUCAACCAUGUCAACUCGAUGGAAUCGCAAACGAGCCUCGGGGAGUCCGGAACGCGACGGAUUUCCGGAUGAUCUGCGCUCGCGAGCUAACUCUGCGGCUUCUUCCGCUUUGGCAAGCCCCGUGGUCAGCCCUGUCAGUGUUUCGCGCGUCGACUCCCGCAUUCCUCCGUCCCCGGCGCGGACGAUCUUCGAGGAGCGCAUGAGCGACUCUAAUGUUCGCCCCAUCGAUAUCACUCGAGCGAAUAGUCUAAGCCAGGAUGACAAUGACGCCCUGCUAGCCACCACUCCUCUUCUCCCUCCUCUUCUGGGUGAUGAUCCGACUAGCGCGGUUGCAUCGCGGGUGCAAUCUCCGCUGCAGUCUCCCUCCGUCGCAGACACGAGCCAGUCGGGUCAGUACUGUAUGACUUCUGCCCCCGGUUUCGCUGGCAUGCCCUCGCCACCACUCUCCUCCAAGCCAUCCGUCGCCUCCAUCUCUCGCCCUCGUGCCAGUACUUCCCGCACGAUAUCGGGUGAUUGCGCCCCCUUCGUGCUGUCAGAUCCCAACGACGAAUGGGCCAACAAGCUGGGGCACGCGAACUUCACCAUUCAGCCCGAGCCCUACCAACCCGUGGCCUGCGAUGUUAACCAUCUCCGCCAACUGCGUGCGGACUGGGAUAUUGCACGCUGCAAUUUUGCCAAGCACCUCGUGCGCACCGGUGAACACUACGGCGUCACCUCCAACAUCUACAAGCUCACCGGGGAGAAAUGGCAGUGCAUCAACAACCAGUGGAGAGGCCAGCACGAGUCCCUGCUCAGCCAACUAGGCGCGGCGGACGGCGUAGCUCUCACCCUGACUCAAUCCCAUCUCCGUCCUCGCGAGCAGGUCUGUAUCCCAGGCCUUCACGACAGCGCCAAGUUCCCCGAAAUGGGAGACGAGGACAUCGUCGGCCCGAUGACCGUUGCACCGGCAUCCGGCAUCGCCGGCAUGUGUCGCCCCAAUCCUCUGAAAAAGCGCAACUUCUUCCGCUUCUUCCAGGAUCUCGUCUCCCGCCCUUGA
This is a messenger RNA of Penicillium cinerascens, 1437 nucleotides long. RefSeq lists its product as uncharacterized. Lineage: Eukaryota; Fungi; Ascomycota; Eurotiomycetes; Eurotiales; Aspergillaceae. The record is from RefSeq and is a predicted model, not a curated record. The transcript is spliced from 2 exons. Bases 1 to 1437 code for a protein of 478 amino acids.